CAGGUUGACGCGCCCGUCGCUGUCCUGGCGAUCUGCGGAGCGCACAGAUCUGGGAAGAGCUUCAUCCUCAACAGGCUGUUCCUCGGCAAGAAAGGAUUUCCUGUGGGUUCUGGUGUGUCAACAUGCACCAAAGGGAUGUGGAUAUGGAACAAGACGGUGAUAGUGAAAGACGCCAACGGCACAGCGACCAAGUUCGUGCUGAUAGACACUGAAGGGUUUGGUUCUCCAGAAGAGAAUCAUGAUUCAUCGCUGCUGACGCUCGCUCUCUUGCUCAGCUCCUACUUCGUAUACAACAGUGUUGGCGCCAUUGACGAGAUCACGUUGCGACAGUUCUCCUUCGUUUCCGAUGUCCUCGACCUGAUCGCGAGCCAGAAGAUCGGCCAUGAUGGAGAAAUUCCGUUCAACGUGUUCCCGUCCUUCAUCUGGUUGCUGAGAGACUUCUCGCUCGAGCUCGUGUCCUCCGACGGCAGCAGGAUGUCCGCAUCAGAAUACCUCGAGUAUGCCCUGUCCGCAUCGGCGGACGAGGGGCCGCAGAGCGUGAAGAGCACGAUCAGGAAGACGUUCUCCGAGUGUUUCAGGGAGAGAGAUUGUGUUGCUCUUGUCCGUCCUGUGGUAGAUGAGAAGAAGCUGCAGCACCUUGCCGAGGUAGAGGAGGACGACCUCCGUCCUCAAUUCGUUGACGAGCUCAGUGAGCUUCGGAGGAUGAUCCUGGGCAGGGCAAGGGCGAAGCAGAUCAACGAGAUGUUUGUGAGCGGGAGCGGUAUCCUGUCGCUAGCCAACUCUUUCCUGCAAUCUCUGUCU
Guillardia theta CCMP2712 is the source of this 801-nucleotide messenger RNA. RefSeq lists its product as hypothetical. The annotation marks the transcript as partial. The transcript has a single exon. The record is from RefSeq and is a predicted model, not a curated record. NCBI's taxonomy places the organism in Eukaryota, Cryptophyceae, Pyrenomonadales, Geminigeraceae. Gene Ontology annotation, molecular function: GTP binding; GTPase activity.